Molecule: messenger RNA, 10233 nt
Organism: Manis pentadactyla (Chinese pangolin)
Lineage: Eukaryota; Metazoa; Chordata; Mammalia; Pholidota; Manidae
Gene: N4BP2
Product: NEDD4 binding protein 2
Exons: 18
Coding region: 449-5629 (1726 amino acids)
Molecular function (GO): ubiquitin binding
Source: RefSeq, a predicted model, not a curated record
CCCCAAGCGGCGGCCGCCGCUGCUUGCCAGCCCAGCGCCGCGCCGGAGAGCGCAGCGGCGGCGGCGGGAAAGGGCUGCGUACCCGCGGCCCCGCGUCGCGCCCUCGACGACGCGGGCCCGGCCUCGACGCCCUCCGCCCGCUCCCGGGGCAGUAAGAAGACAUGCUGGAUAACCAAGAGCUGUAGACUGUGCAGAUAUCUGUGGCCUUAUUAAGCAGGUUGAUAGCAUCAAUUCUAGACAGAUGUGUAAAUAGGCACAAGUGGCUGGUGGCUGCCAUAUUGACUGCAGUUCUGGAAGUUGGAGAGAGCUAUGACACAAUAAAUUAAAUUAAAAGGUCCUAUUACUGCUGGACUGUGCAAGAUAAUUAACUCUGUUUUAUUUGAGGUAUGACUUAAAUAUCAAACAUCUUAAGUAAGAAAAGGGAAACGUUUUAGUUUUGGAAGUCAGAAUGCCAAGGAGAAGGAAAAACCUUGGGGGAAAUCCUUUUCAGAAGACUGCAAACUCUAAGGAAGUUGUUGUAUCCAGUGUUGCUAGUCAUGAGGAGCCACCCACUACUCUUCUUUCCAUGUGUGAGACAAAAGUUGAUCAGGAAGAACUCGUCACCAGUAUGUCAGAGAUGUUUUCUGCUCUGGAUCCCGAUGUAGUGUAUUUGAUGCUUUCUGAAUGUGAUUUCAAAGUUGAAAAUGCCAUGGAUUGUUUAUUAGAAUUAUCUGCUACUGAUGCCAAGAUAGAAGAAUCAUCUUCAAAAAGCUUCAUUGCUUCUGAGAACCGAGUAAGUGCUGUAGGACGUGAAAUAAUGGAAAAGUGUCCUGAAGAAGAGAAUGAAGAUUCAAAAAUGGAUUCAUUUUUGGAUAUGCAGCUAACUGAAGACUUGGAUUCCUUAAUACAGAAUGCUUUUGAGAAACUGAACUCUUCUCCUGAUGACCAAGUAUACCCAUUUUUGCCUUUGCAAGAUGUUAACAGUUUUAGUGACCCAAGUGCAUUUAUAAAUUCAGAUUCAAGUAGUAUGACUCCCAUUCUUUCUACACAAAACAUAGAUCUGAGCAGUGAAAAUUUAGAGAAUUCAGCCUCUCUGUUAAGUUCAGACCCCUUAAUGUCACAGUCAGUUUUGAAUGAGUCCAAAAGUUUUAUAAAGGAUAACACAUUGGCACUGGAAGAUUGCCUCCUCAGUAGUUCUUUAAAUGUAGCAAAUGACAGUAUAGUGGAUUGUAGCAGUCUCAAUCAAAGAGAGAAAGAGCUUUUAGAAUCUGAGUGUGUUGAGACUCAGGUCUCUCAAGCUCAUGUAAAUUUGGAUGCCAGUGAACCUCAGGCUCCUUUAAACCUUAUUGUGCAAAAUCCGGGGCAUGGUUUGGUAGGUAUAGGGGGGGAUCAGCAAUCUACUUCUGUCCCUGAUGUGUUUGUACCUUCUGAAGAAUUCAGUUUCAAGCCACACAAACAUAAUGAACUGCUGCCAAAGGGGAAGGAUGUGAAUUAUUGCCCAGUACUUACCCCUCUCCCUCUCCUGCUGCCUCCUCCUCCACCUCCACCAUUGUGGAAUCCAAUGAUUCCUGCUUUUGACCUCUUUCAAGGAAACCAUGGCUUUGUAUCUCCUGUUGUAACCACAACUACACACUGGAGACCUGUCAACUAUACGUUUCCUCCCCCAGUUAUUUCUCACACUUCUCCAACAAAGGUAUGGAGAAAUAAAGAGGGAACAAAUGCUUAUCAAGUACAAGAAACUCCAGUUUCUCAGGUUGUAAGAAAGAAGGCAUCAUCUUAUAUUGGACUAGUUCUUGUUCUUCUCAGAGGGCUUCCGGGAUCAGGAAAAUCUUUUCUGGCAAGGACUUUGCAAGAGGAUAAUCCAAGUGGAGUCAUUCUUAGUACUGAUGACUACUUUUACAUAAAUGGACAGUACCAAUUUGAUGUAAAGUACUUAGGAGAAGCACAUGAAUGGAACCAGAAUCGUGCAAAAGAAGCAUUUGAGAAGAAGGUUUCUCCUAUAAUAAUAGAUAAUACAAACCUACAGGCAUGGGAAAUGAAGCCAUAUGUUGCUUUGUCUCAGAAACAUAAAUAUAAAGUCCUUUUCCGGGAACCAGAUACAUGGUGGAAGUUUAAACCAAAGGAACUUGCAAGGCGUAAUAUUCAUGGGGUAAGCAAAGAUAAAAUAACAAGAAUGUUGGAACACUACCAACGUUUUGUUUCAGUCCCAAUAAUCAUGAGUUCUUCGGUUCCAGAGAAAAUUGAACGUAUUGAGAUGUGUGCAUAUUCAUGUGAGGACAGAAUUACUAGCCCAAAGGACAGUGAAGAUAUUUCCUUUGAAAAAGAAGAAAAUGUUGUAUCCUCAUCUUUGAAGCAUGUAGAGUUAACUGAAGAGAAGAAACUUGUAAUGACCAAAGAAACUAUGGUACCUCAGAGUGUUACAUAUCUCCCCAAUGCAGAUUUAAGCCCAGGAAGAAAAGAAACUGGUGGUAUGAGUCCUAACAUUCAGAGUGCUUUCAUUCAGGAAGUUCCAGACAUAUAUUUUUCUGAUUCUGAAAGCCAAGUACAAGUAACAGACAAAAGUGAAAAAGAAGAGCAAGUAGAAAUGUCUUCUGAAAAAGAAUGUAGUAAAACCAGUGUAGAUAGUUGUGUAGAGAGAGAGUCACCAAGUAUUUUCUGUGAUGAAAAUAACCAAGCAGUCUGUGAUCUUUCAAAUACUGUACCUCUUCAAAAUGAAAAAUCUUCACCUGGUGAAAUGUUGGAAGAUAGAACAACAGUAAAGAAAAAAGCCUUUGGAAAACAAAAGAGCAAAUCACCUUUGGAAAAGUUCCCAAGACAUGAGUUAACAAAUUUUGUUGGUGACUGGCCAGUUGAUAAGACUAUUGGUCAGAGGACAAAAAGGAACCGGAAAACUGAAAAAUCUUCAUCUAUACAAAGUGACAAAAAGCAUAAUCGCACUCAGUCACACAAAGUAUUAGAUAAUAGCCUAUAUGCAAGUAUAGAUCAUAUCCAGCAACGAGGAUCUCCACCUGGAAGUGUAGAGGAUGACAAGGUGACACAGGGUGAUGAUACUUCAGAAUCUUUCAAUAGCUGUAAAUACAAUACUUGCAAAAAUACUGAAAAAAACUCAUUUGACAUCAUGGGUGACUGGCCAUCAUCUGAUUCUUUAGCUCAGAGAGAACACAAAUCAAGAAUGCCAAAAGCAGGUUUAAAUGAACCCAAGCUAGAAUUUGGAACUAAUGAUAGUAUGAAUGAAAUAUCCUUAUAUAAGGCACAUGAAGCCUGUUGGGGCACAAGCCCUGAAGAACUAAAAACAUUGGGUAGUUCUACUCUCGAAAGUUCUGAAAUGCUAUCCAAUGAAAUGGCCCAGGAGGAUAAAACUUGUCCAAGUGAAAAGAUUUAUAGGCAAUGCACACUGUCUCUUACAAAUAGUGUACCAACUAUUCCUGGAGUAGUAGGACCACAGUCUUUAGCUGAAUUUCCAGAAGGAGAGCCUCAAGAAUUCCCUGGAAUAGAAGUAGGCAUGUGUACCCAGACUGAACCACAGGAUUUUGCUCUCUUAUGGAAAAUAGAAAAGAAUAAUAUUAAUGUUUCAGAUUCUGUGAGAGUUUUAACAGGAAGAUUAGAUGGAUUUAAACCAAAAACUUUCAAUAUUAACACAAAAUUAGAUGUUCAAGAAACAAUUCCAUAUAGGGUAAUGUAUGAUAAAAGCACAUAUGUUGAAGAAAGUGAGCUUACCAGUGCUGAUGAAUCUGAAAAUCUUAACAUUCUUUGUAAACUGUUUGGAUCCUUUUCAUUAGAAGCCCUAAAAGACUUAUAUGAGAGAUGUAACAAAGAUAUUAUUUGGGCCACAAGCCUUUUGUUGGAUUCUGAAACUAAAUUAUGUGAAGAUACUGAAUUUGAGAAUAUCCAAAGAUCAUAUGGUGAAGCACAAAUUGGGCCAUUUUCUCUGGGACUGAAUUUGAAGGAAAUUAUUAGCCAAAGAGGUACCUUAGAAGAUUCUAGUUCUUCUCUGCCAGAACUUAGCCAUGGAAUUGGCAUCACUAACAUUGACGUGCAGUCUCCCUGUGAUUCAGAAAAGGGAAACUCAGAGCAGGCAGAAGUAAGAGCUAUAAAUACUGAAAAACCCGGAUUAAUAACAACUAUAUUUCCCAAUGCCACUGUAGAUCUAAAGAAUACUAAUGAUGUACUUCCUAAUUCUCAAACAGAACUUUCAGGUUUAUAUAACAUUAAGCAGUUUUUUCCAGGUAGUCUAAAAGCUACUAUUGCUAAGGAUGUGAAUGAAAUGGAGAAGAAUGUAGAAGUCAUAGAGGUUAGAGACAGUAUACAUUCGUCUUUGAAUUUGUCUGAUAUUUUAAAUUCUGUAUCGAGCACUUCAAAUCUUGAAUUAAAUGAAGAAGUUGAUUUUACUGACUCUUUUGAAAUAAAGAAAAAUGAAAAUCUCUCAAGGGAUUAUGUGAAAUUUUCAAACACAGAAGAAUUUAUGAAUGAGGAUGAACAAGAAAUGGAAAAAAUUCUAAUGGCAGGGAGUACUUUGUCAGCUGGAAUUAAUGAAGAAGACAAAACUGAGAUGUUGAAUCCUACACCGGUGAUGGCCAAAUCUCUGACGAUAGACUGUCUGGAACUGGCUUUACCUCCUGAACUGGCUUUUCAGCUCAAUGAAUUAUUUGGCCCUGUUGGUAUUGAUUCAGGGUCUCUAACAGUUGAGGAUUGUGUGGUUCAUAUAGAUCUGAAUCUGGCUAAAGUGAUUCAUGAGAAAUGGAAAGAAUCUGUAAUGGAGCGACAAAGACAAGAAGAGGUAUCCUGUGGCAAGUUUAUGCGAGAUCCUUCCCUGGUUGGGCCUAUUGGUUUUGAUAAUCCUGAACAAAAAUCAUCUCAGAGAACAGGCAAAAAAUUACUGAAGACUUUAGCAGCACCUGAAAUGCUACCCUUAUUGGAUCAUUGGAAUAUUCAAACUAAAAAAGUAUCACUCAGAGAAAUAAUGUCAGAAGAAAUUGCCUUACAGGAAAAAAAUGAUUUGAAAAGGGAGCCACUUACGUUUGAAAAAGAUUGUGCCACUAAACUAAAAGAGAAGCAGCUUUUUAAGAUAUUUCCGGCCAUUAACCAAAAUUUUCUGGUAGACAUUUUCAAGGACCACAACUAUUCAUUAGAACACACAGUACAAUUUCUAAACUGUGUUCUUGAAGGAGACCCUGUAAAAACAGUUGUAGCGCAAGAGUUUGUUCACCAAAAUGAGAAUGUCACUUCUCAUACUGCACAGAAGUCUAAGGAGAAAAAGGCAAAGAAAUUGAAAGAGACUGAAAAUACACCAAGCGAACCAUCUUUCCAGGAUUUUGAGUACCCAGAGUACAAUGACUAUAGGGCAGAGGCUUUUCUGCACCAACAAAAGAGGAUGGAAUGCUACAGCAAGGCAAAAGAAGCUUAUCGGAUGGGGAAAAAAAAUGUUGCCACAUUUUAUGCCCAGCAGGGUAGUCUCCAUGAGCAGAAGAUGAAAGAAGCCAAUCACCUUGCUGCUGUGGAGAUCUUUGAGAAAGUCAAUGCCUCCCUUUUGCCACAGAAUGUUUUAGAUCUUCAUGGGCUGCAUGUGGAUGAAGCUAUAGAACAUUUGAUGACAGUUUUACAGCAGAAAACUGAAGGCUGUCUUCUGCCCGUGCAAAGCCCUCCAGACUGAAGUACCAGGACAUACUGUCAUUGUCACUGUUUGUGGCAGGCCUAUCCCUGCUGGCAGAAGCUAGACAGAAAAACAGAAGCCAAGCUCCAGAAGAUUGCCAACCUCCUUGGCAACAUGAGUGCUGUCUUGUACCUUACCUAUUGCUGCUAUGAUUUGUGUUUCUGCUACCUUUGCUCCCAGGGAUAAUGCUGGGCGGCAGUUCCCAUGCAGUAUGGCCAGAGAAGCAGUUCAGGCCUAUCUGAUGAUGUCUAGGUUUGGUUUUGGAUUAUCCCCUAAAAUGGGAGUAGGUAUUAUAGGUUGAAUUUUGUCCCCCAGCCCCCUUGCUGCCAAUUCAUUUGUUGAAGUCCUAAUCCCCAACACUACCAGAUGUGAUCUUAUUCGGCUCUUUACAGAGGUAAUCAGGUUAAAAUGGGAUCAUAUGGGUGAGCCUUAAUCUAAUACACUGGUUGUUAUCCUUAUAAAAAAGGGAAAUUUAGACAGAGAGAUAUAUGCAUAGAGGGAAAAUGAUAUGAAGAGACCACAGAAGACAGCCAUCCACAAGCCAAGGAGAGAGGCCUGUAACAGACCCUUCCCUUACAGGCCGCAGAAGGAACCAGCCCUACCACCACCCUGACCUUGGACUUUAAAUCACCCUGUCUGUGGUACUUGGCUACGGAAGCCCUAGCAAACCGAUGUAGUGGGUUUGAUUUUGUGUUUAAGUCUGUGACAGUGACUAUUUCACUGCAACCUUUUGUCUUUUUGCAAAAGCAUCACCCAGUAUUCCCUAUAGGUAUCUCUGAGAGUACAUCCAGAUGACACCUCCCUGAUAUAGCCUUUUUGCUUCCCCAUUCCCUCCUACUCCCUCCCUCGCCCCCAGAAAAAAGGAGCAUUUUCAUGUAUAUCUAGUUCUACUCUCACCAUCAAUAGAAGGAAUUCCAUUGCAAUUAGGCCAGCUCCCCUCUCUUUUCAGAGGGGCUGAUUUAGGAAACCUGUCUGUUUUACCACCUCAGUAAGCUGUUCAGGUCCUGUAUGUGAGCAAAUCUGCAACCCAAAGUUGCAAAAGGCAAUUGGCUACCCUAACCCCACGAACUUUCUGGAAGGUACCCUGUGAUGACAAAGAGUCAAUAAUAAUAUCAUCCUUGCUAUAAUAGCUGGAUGAGGAUUCAAAUGUGAUUUCUACCAUGUUAGGUCCUGUGGGAUACAGCCCCUGCCCUGCUGGGACUGUAUAGACUAGCAGGUAAGAUAAUAGGACACAUAAUUGCUAUUCCCUGAGGCAGUGUUUAUUGUAAGUACUACAUUAGAGGUGUGGGGAACAGAGAAGGAAGUAUAUUUUGACUGGGAUAGCCAGGAAAGACUUCAUGGAAGACAAAACACCUGAGCAGGGUUUUGACAGAGGCAGAUAGAGGGAAAUGUGCUCUGUGCAAGGAGACAGUGUAUUCAAAGGUUCAAAGUGAUGGUCAGGAUAUUCCCAGCAAACCUCCUUUCUAAAGGGAGCCUGAAAACAAUCUGACAUGCAGAGGGAGUACACCGGCGUAAGUGAACCAGUUAGCUGCAGUCAAAUUGUUCUUGCUCUGGAGCCUGGACCAGACUCCCAUUAAAGAUUUUGAAUAUCACCCCUACUGGUAAACCAGCAUUUCCUUUUCUCCAAGUUAUAACUUUCUCUUCUCCUCCCCUCCCUUUCCUUCUCUAUUUUCCUUUUCUUUUUUCUUUUCUCUCUCUGGAACUGAUUAUAAAAAAGAGAAGGCACAGAUUUGAAGUUUUUACCUAUAAAACCUUUCUUGAUUUAUUUCUGAUUAUAAAAGCAAUAAUGCAUCUGAGAAAAACACUGGAAAUACAAAGACAGGUGUAAAGAGAAAAGAAUUUAAAAACUCUUCACUAAUCCCAUUCAAAACAAAUAUCUGUUAACAUUUUGAUGACUUUCCCAUUCAACCUUCUUGUUGUGUACAUAAACAUUUAAAUAGUUGAGAUCAUAUUAUGUAUAUAUUUUUGUAUCCUCCACUUUGCAAUGAAAGUUAAACUACACAUCUUUCCUCAUGUUAUUAAAAGUAAUUAUAGUAGUUAUAAACAUACUCCACAAUAUGGAUGCCUGUAAUAUAAUUUAUUUUUCUGUUGUUGGACAUUCAUGCUAAUCAAAAUUUUCCUCACAGAACAUCUGUUCUCAUUUCGAAUUGUUUUCAAACUAGGUUCCUAGAUUCCUUUUCGUCUCUUGUUGUCUUUCCUCUUCUUUGAUUAGAUCACUGUUUAUCAUUCCAGGAGUGGAGAGUGUCUAAUAUUGACAAAAACUCCCAAGGUGGUGUGGAUAGGCUUACCCCACCUCUCCCCAAGCUCUGGUUAAGAGCUGCAAGAUUAAAUUAAAUCCAUAAGGUCACUCUGUGGUGACUGGGAGAAAACAGAAGGAUCAGAACCAUAAUAAAUGCCCAAAUAAUUGUGACAUACUUUUUCCCACCGAGUUAAUUAAUUAUUCAAGCUUCCUGUGCUUGCAUCUAGAAUUCACAAAGUAGAUGUCACCAACAGUAGACUUUGUUUUUCUGCUUUCCAGAAUUUUCCUCCAAUUUGGGGAGGUUGGAGGCCUGGGUAGUGCUUAGCUGAAGCUCAACUUUGAAAACAGAAUUUGCACAGUAUUUUGGGCUUGGGUUGAUUAUGAAAGGAAAGUUUACUAGGUUCUUUGUGGGAUACUAGGUGAUGUGCUAUCAUGCAGAGAGAAAGGAAGUAGGGAAAGAAGUAGUUCUCCAUUACGUUGUUUUUUAAUACUUCUUGCUCAACUAGAGCACAGACUCAGUGUGAGGAUAUCUGGCUUUUUAAUAUCAGGCAUAUUAUAUCAUUAUCUGCAUCAGAUUUCUCAUUUGUACAGCAUAGGACUUUGACUCUCCUUAAAGUUGUUCUCAAUACUAACAGUAUACCAUUUUCUCUGCAGUUAUCUGGCACACAGGCCUUUUUUUGAGAGAACAACUCUAAGUUUAUACAUCAUUUGUACCCUUGCUGUCUGCUCUGGUCACCCUGUCCUUGGAAAUUAAAAAAAAAAUGCCACAACUAAAUGCUUUUAUUAUGAAAUGAGAGUAGCUGAAAAGAAAAAGACUAUUUAACUUGAGCAACCAGAAAACAACAAAAUAAAUCAAAGAAAGUAAUGGAGAUGAAUUGUUUGCUCAGAAACGAGGACAAUCUAAAAGCCAUCUUUACCAUUCUGUUUCCUGUCAGUGUCAACGCAAAUGAGAUAGGUAAGAAUCAGAAAUAGAUAAAAUAAAUUAGAAAGUAAAAAGAUAACAAGAAGUGGUAAGUAAAGCCAAAAGCUGUUCCUCAAGAUAUAUAAAUGUUAUAGAGAAAACUCUUGUAAGACUCACCAAGAAAAAGAAAAAAAUUCUUUUUUAGGCCAAAAAAGGUAUUCAUAGAUAUGGAAGAGAUAAAAGAAUCAUAAGAAGAACUGGCUAUACUGGGGCAGCAUGUGCCUUUCUGGUAGAUUUCAGUGAUGAUUAACAAAGCAUGGGCACACGUUACCACUGUAAAAACAAUGAACAAUCUUGGUCUCUCAGGUUCAAUGUCUAACAAGGACAUCCAUCAGGCUGUCUGAAUAGCAAUGUAAAGUUGCCCAAGACUAUGCCUUAGAGUUGCUAACUGUAUUGGCUAACUGUAUACAAAACAAGCUUCCUUUAAAUGUGAAAGGCACAUUUGUCUCAGCUGGAAUAAGCCAGGUUUGCGCAGGUGCUGUUUUAGAGUCCUGUCAGGGCAAGACCCACAGUUGAAACAUAUAAUUGCUACCAUAUGUUUUUCUAUUUGCUUAUAGCUUGUUGAGUGUUUGCAGCUGGUAUUUCUAUUUGAUUUGCGUGGCACCCUGCCCCUCUCAUUCUGUCUGCCUUCAGUUACAGAGUUUCAUUUUUACUGGUGCAGGCAGGUGGCAGGAAGAUUAAGAUCAUUUGUAAGGAUAGGAUGUAUUUCUGGAGUGUUUAUUUAUGGGUCAUAUUAGGUAUUAAAAUAUUUUGGAAAACUACUGUCAUUAAGACACAGCAAAAUAAUAGUAGCUAAUAUUCAUUGAAACUUCCUGGGUUGCAAGACAUGUUCUAAGCAUCUUGUAUGUACUAACUCUUUAAUCCUCAUAACAGUCCUAUGAUGUUUAGAUGCUAUUAGUAUCCCCAGUUAAAGCUGAGUCAACCAAGGCACAAAGAAACUUUCCUGAAGUUACACAGCAUAGUCAAGAUUUGAACUCAGGCAGGUUGGUGGGAGAGACUGUACUCUUAACUGUUACAUUAUUGCCAUGUAAUUUUGAAAAAAAUGAUCAUGUAAUUUUGAAAAAAACGAUAGGAAAAUAUCGUUUACAUUUUAGAGUGGUAAAGUCUUUCUAAACAAUCUCUAAAAUUAAAAUCUUGGGCAUGGCCAAAGACACUAUGAAGAAAAUUAAAAGACGAACAACAGACCGAGAGAUAUUUUUUGUGAAAUAUAUAUAGAUUAUUGAUAUCUUUAAUUUAUAAACAAUUUUUCUAAGUCAAUAUGAAAAUAAUAUAGAAUGCAAUAGAAAAAAGAGACACAGGAUAUAAACAUGCAUUUCAGAGAAAUACAAAUAGAGCAAAUAUGGUGAAAAGAUGUUGAAGCUCACUAAUAAUUAGUGUGAUACCACUUUUCAGCUAACAAAAAGA